This is a messenger RNA of Phymastichus coffea, 1885 nucleotides long. RefSeq names its product poly(A) RNA polymerase, mitochondrial (gene MTPAP). The transcript is spliced from 7 exons. Lineage: Eukaryota; Metazoa; Arthropoda; Insecta; Hymenoptera; Eulophidae. The coding region runs from base 125 to 1885 and encodes 586 amino acids. Gene Ontology annotation, molecular function: poly(A) RNA polymerase activity. The record is from RefSeq and is a predicted model, not a curated record. Gene Ontology annotation, biological process: mitochondrial mRNA polyadenylation.
UCUCCUCUCUUACUCCGUGAUCAAAAUUUGUAUCGUUUCGAAAGAAAGUAUCAGAAUUAUUCAUCAAUCGGCAUUAAAAUUAUCAUCUUUAUCAUUUUCUUUAUUUUUUCUUUUUAGUUAUAAAAUGUCGCUAUUAAUGCGAGCAACAGCCGACAUUUUAUUCAACUCUAAUAAAUCUUAUUUUAAAUUAACCUCGAAUAUUGUAUUCAAGUUGUACACAAACAAUUUUUCCAAAAUAUUGUCAUCUAAUGUAAAUAUUUGCACAAUUCGUCUACACGAAACUGAAGCAUUCAAUGUCUCCCAAAAGAAAAUUGUAAACAUUACAUAUGAUGAAUUGUUUGAAAGACGAAGACUACAAGCUCAGCAUUCAGUUUUAAUAGAAGUACAGUCUGAAAAAUCCUAUACAGAUGUUUAUUUAUGUUGUUCUCAAUAUGGUAAAAUAAAAAGUGUAUUCCAUUAUGCAAUACAUAAAACAAAUAGGCAUUUUGUUUUAAUUGAAUUUGAGAAUCAAAAUAGCAUUAAUGCAAUUCUCGCUGCAUCAACUCAUGUUAAUUGCAAUCAAAUAAUUCCAGUUCAAACUACCAUGUUAUGGUUUCGCAAUUAUAAGCAAAAACUAGAUAAAAAAUUAUCAAACUCUCUUGCAGAUUUUCAUUUAUACAAAAAUUUCACUAAAAUUUUGAAUGAAAAUGAAGUUCUUAAAUCACUUACAAUGGCUGAAUCGAUAUCACAUCAAAUGUUCCUCUUGUACAGAGUAACAAAAUUGAAUGAUAUUGGCAUACGUUUAAGGUUUUACACUGCUCACCUACUAGAACGCUGCUUUUAUGGUUUAUUUCCAAAUAUAGCUGUUUUGCCAUUUGGUUCAUCUGUUAACGGCUUUGGUAAAGAUGGUUGUGAUCUGGAUUUGAGUAUUAUUUUAGCAAAGAAUAAAGCGGAAACUUCUGCAAGUCAAUUAGUUUUCCAAACGAAAUCGAAUUAUUCACAUGAAAAAUAUGAAACAAGAAAGAUCAUAGAAAUAAUAGCUGAUACAAUAAAAGUAUUUUUACCAGGAAUUUCAAAUAUGCGAAAAGUUUUGGAAGCAAGAGUACCAAUUAUCAAAUUUCAUCAUACUCUAACUGGGAUUGAGUGUGAUCUAAGUAUGACAAAUAUGUCAGCUUAUUAUAUGUCCGAAUUAUUAUAUAUAUAUGGUGAAAUAGAUAAUCGAGUAAAACCUCUUAUAUUUACUGUAAGAAAAUGGGCUGAAAGUGUACAGCUUACGAAUAAGAUGGUUCCUGGCCAAUGCAUUACAAAUUUUUCGUUAUCAUUGAUGGUAAUAUUUUUCUUACAACAAAAAAAAAUUUUACCUACUAUAAAUCUUCUUAAAGCACACGCAACACGAGAUGACAUUAGGAUAGCCGAUGUGUGUGUUGAUUGCACCUUUCAUCGUGAUAUAACUAAAUUACAAGAAGUUACAAAAGGUCACAGUCAGGAUUCUCUGGAAGAACUUCUUCGAGAAUUUUUUACAUUUUAUGGAAAUUUUGAUUUUGAAACCAAAGCAAUUUCCUUAAAGGAAGGACAUACAUUAGCAAAACCAGAAUAUUCUGCUCUUUACAUAUGCAAUCCCUUGGAAUUAACUUUCAAUGUUAGUAAAAAUGUAAGUUUCCAAGAAUUAGGAAGGAUGAGAGCUGCUAUACGAUGUGCUGCAUGGUAUUUGGAAGAUGCCAACAGUAAUAAAAAAUCGGAAAAUUGGGGAUUAAUUAGUCUAUUUUUGAACAAGAGUAUAGAAAAAACUUAUAUUGCACCAUCGAUUGACAUUGAAGCUCUUUUUCAAAGUAACAAGGAUUUCACAAUAAAAAAAGAUUCCAAUGUAAAAUCAACUCAAAAGAAAAAUAAAUCAAAAUUUUCAUGA